Messenger RNA from Populus trichocarpa (black cottonwood), 2742 nucleotides. Its product is annotated as AP2-like ethylene-responsive transcription factor BBM2. Gene Ontology annotation, molecular function: DNA binding; DNA-binding transcription factor activity. Gene Ontology annotation, biological process: regulation of DNA-templated transcription. The coding region runs from base 217 to 2367 and encodes 716 amino acids. The transcript is spliced from 8 exons. The record is from RefSeq and is a predicted model, not a curated record. NCBI's taxonomy places the organism in Eukaryota, Viridiplantae, Streptophyta, Magnoliopsida, Malpighiales, Salicaceae.
GUUUGAGAGAGAGAGAGAGAGAGGCAUAGACGGUUUAUAUGUAUCUUCACUUGCUUUGGAAGAGAUGAUUUCACUCUCAUCCUUUGACCUUUCCUCUUCUAUAUCAUGGUUUCUCGACCUCCCUUCUCUACUUCAUGCAUGAACUAUCCCUUAUCUCCCUUCUGCAGCAACAUUAAAUCUCCAAGUUUUAAUUAGAAGCCCAUCCAAUAUACAUAUAUGGCAUCCAUGAAUAACUGGUUAGGUUUCUCUUUAUCCCAUCAAGAACUUCCAUCAUCACAAUCUGAUCAUCAUCAAGACCACUCUCAAAACACAGACUCUCGCCUUGGUUUCCACAGUGAUGAAAUCUCUGGUACCAAUGUCUCUGGCGAGUGCUUUGAUCUCACUUCCGAUUCCACUGCUCCUUCUCUAAACCUCCCUGCCACUUUUGGUAUACUUGAAGCCUUUAGAAACAAUCAGCCUCAAGAUUGGAAUAUGAAGAGUUUAGGCAUGAAUCCAGACACUAACUACAAAACCGCCUCAGGCCUCCCUAUAUUCAUGGGCACUUCAUGCAAUAGCCAAACCAUUGAUCAAAAUCAAGAACCUAAGCUUGAGAACUUCCUUGGUGGCCAUUCUUUUGGUAAUCAUGAACACAAACUGAAUGGCUGCAACACCAUGUAUGAUACCACUGGAGACUAUGUGUUCCAAAACUGUUCUUUGCAACUCCCAUCUGAGGCGACAUCAAAUGAAAGAACCAGCAAUAAUGGAGGAGGUGACAAUAAAAAUAGUUCCAUUGGGUUAUCCAUGAUCAAGACUUGGUUAAGGAACCAGCCAGCACCGACGCAACAAGACACCAAUAAUAAAAACAAUGGUGGUGCACAAAGUUUGUCCCUUUCAAUGAGUACUGGGUCACAGUCAGCUGCUUCUGCUCUGCCACUUCUAGCAGUAAAUGGAGGAGUUAAUAAUACUGGGGGAGAUCAGAGUUCUUCUGAUAAUAACAAGCAACAAAAGAGUACCACACCAAGUCUUGAUAGCCAAACCGGUGCCGUCGAAUCGGUGCCAAGGAAAUCUAUUGAUACUUUUGGCCAAAGAACAUCUAUAUACCGUGGUGUAACGAGACAUAGAUGGACCGGUAGAUAUGAAGCUCAUCUAUGGGACAAUAGCUGUAGAAGAGAAGGACAAACUCGGAAGGGAAGGCAAGGUGGUUAUGACAAAGAAGAGAAGGCAGCUAGAGCCUAUGAUUUAGCAGCAUUGAAAUAUUGGGGCACGACUACUACGACAAAUUUUCCAAUUACCAACUACGAAAAAGAGAUAGAAGAAAUGAAGCACAUGACUAGGCAGGAGUAUGUUGCGUCUCUUCGGAGAAAAAGCAGUGGGUUUUCUCGGGGUGCUUCCAUAUAUCGAGGUGUAACUAGACAUCAUCAGCACGGAAGAUGGCAGGCAAGGAUUGGAAGAGUUGCAGGGAACAAAGACCUUUACUUGGGAACUUUCAGCACCCAAGAGGAAGCAGCAGAGGCCUAUGACAUUGCAGCCAUAAAAUUCCGUGGGCUGAAUGCAGUAACCAACUUUGACAUGAGCAGAUAUGAUGUUAACAGCAUACUCGAGAGCAGCACAUUGCCAAUUGGAGGCGCGGCUAAGCGGUUGAAAGAGGCGGAGCAUGCUGAAAUAGCAAUGGAUAUUGCGCAAAGAACAGAUGAUCAUGACAACAUGGGUUCACAACUCACCGAUGGAAUUAGCAGCUAUGGUGCAGUACAGCAUGGCUGGCCUACUGUUGCAUUUCAACAAGCACAGCCUUUUAGCAUGCACUAUCCAUAUGGCCAGAGGCUUUGGUGCAAGCAAGAACAGGACUCUGACAAUCGCAGCUUUCAAGAGCUUCAUCAACUACAAUUGGGAAAUACCCACAAUUUCUUUCAGCCUUCUGUCUUACAUAACCUUGUGAGCAUGGACUCUUCUUCAAUGGAACAUAGCUCUGGCUCUAAUUCCGUUGUGUAUAGCAGUGGAGUUAAUGAUGGUACUAGUACUGGAACCAAUGGAGGCUAUCAGGGAAUUGGUUAUGGAAGCAGUGCUGGGUAUGCCGUCCCAAUGGCUACGGUUAUUUCUAAUAAUGACAACAACCACAAUCAAGGAAAUGGUUAUGGAGAUGGAGAUCAGGUGAAGGCUCUGGGAUACGAAAACAUGUUUUCCCCGUCUGAUCCAUAUCAUGCCAGGAACUUGCAUUAUCUUUCACAGCAACCUUCAGCCGGUGGGAUCAAGGCUAGUGCAUAUGAUCAGGGUUCAGCAUGCUACAAUUGGGUGCCAACAGCAGUUCCUACCAUUGCAGCAGCAAGGUCCAACAACAUGGCUGUUUGUCAUGGAGCACAACCUUUCACAGUAUGGAAUGAUGGUACAUAAAGGAUUGUGGGAUUGAUCAAGGGAUGAAAAACAGGUGGGUGCGGCAAGGUGAAGGGAUGUAUACAACGACUGAUUUAGUGAUUUUGAUUUUUCACGAUCCUUUCUUCCUUCUUUAUUCACAAAUUGAACCGAGGAAGAUUGGCACUUUUCUCUCUCUCUUUUGUCAUCCUAACUUCGAAGCAUGCAAAUUCUAUAAUUAAAGGGUCGGUUCAACUGAAGUUCAGCAAUAGCAUUUAAGAUCCAGAAUUCUCACUUGCUAUGAAUUUUGGAGAACUUCAGGUUUAUAUAGAUCCUCGGAUAGGUUUUAAUUUCCUAACACCGGACUUUGUAAUUUUCAAUAACAUAGUUAUGAUACAAAGAAUGGCAUUUUUCCUC